GGCUUCCUUGACUUCGUCUGGGGUACACUGUUAACCAAAAAGAUAGUUGGUAGUUGUUGUUGUACACCUGUGGUCAAAACAAUAACACGAAUCAAAAUGAAAACAAAUUUCCUGUGGAGGGUUUACCUGCCAAAUUCCCAAUCCAAUCCUUGGGAUUAGUUGGCCGUUGAAGAGGUUCAGGUAAAGAUGAUGGCUGUUAUCCAUCGUGACAACUCGCCAGUGAAUGAGAAGACUCGUCAAGUCUCAAUUUCAUCUUCGUUUCAGUUAGCGGACUCUUCCUUGUAGAAAGUUUGAAGAAGAAAAAAAACACACUUUCUAGUGUUAUUCUAACCUCAAUAUCCAUUUCUUAUGGUUUUUUCUCCCCCUUCCCCCUUAUCCAAUCAAGAGUACACACCCGCUGGGAGGUGUUUUCCUAUCCGGAAUAACUGGUUUCUUGCUAAGACGCUUCUUUUGUUGUUGAAUUACUUCUAUAUUUGCGUACCCACAAACACAUUCUUGGAGCUUGAUUAUUCAUCGCCAAGGCGUAACGGUAUUUCGGUCUGCCGAUGUUUCUAGCUGCACCAUUUCUUUAAGUCAUUUCUAAUUUGAGUUGAGUCAAAUAAAAAUUUAUCGCGGUGUUUUCCAUCAACAUGUCAGCCAGGUUAAUAGAGUUUGCGUAUACCUUGGAAGGAAAAAUUACGGCCCUUGCAAUUCAAUUCGGAGUAGUCUGACGGAUGAAGUGAGAUUCAAUUGCACGUUGAAGAUGAAAUUAAAGUCUAGAGAGGAAAUGAACUCAGCAAGCGGAGCGUAUGUUCCGGUUGCUUAGCGCACUAGUUUUAUUAACUUUCGUAUUCUGACUUCUUGUAUAUAUUUAUCUGUUGCUUCUUUAAUUUUUAUUGAUAGUAGGCCUAUCCUCUUAGUCAAGAAGAAAAGUUAAAUUUUUUUUAAGUAAUUGGAUUAUUAAAAUUUAUACCACGGUGAGGAAGUGCAAAUUUUUGCGUCCUUCUUGACGUACGAUUGAGUUGUGUAAUUUUAUUUACCGAAAGAAGACGCUCUUUUUUCCUCCUACAAAAUCGGAUGCCGGAUCCAGCGAGUUAGAUGGAGAUCAAAACAGCAAGUCUUCGACACAAAUCUUCUGUGUUAUAUUUCUUCCGUUCUUACCUUUUAUGGUAAUUUAACAAAAUAUUUUAACUGAUUCUCGCUCUCCUUUUUUAAGAACAACACGAAUCUGCAUUAAACGCUGAGGCUAUUAUUUAUGUGAAAUAAUUCUCUGUGGACUUAAAGUUGUCCUCUUGAUUCCUAUUUAAAAUGAUGCGUGUGCAUUUCGAAUUUUACGCAACCUGUAAACGCCGAGUGUUACAGCUAAUAAGGAACUCGACUUGUUGGCCAUAGCCGAUAUUGUCGGUCCAAUCAAGGCCCAGUGCGCAGUCAAUGAAAGACGAGCGUUGCAAACACCUUUUCUUUUACUGUACAAUCUUACGGAUUCUGUUGAUCACUUGAAUCUUGCAUUAAGUAUUUAACUAUUAGUUCUAAAAGAGGAUGUAGGAACUUUCAUCCCUUCACUGAUGGAGGCCCACCUUAGGUUCUAAGCCAAAAAAUUUAAUUUUGAACAAGAAAUUAAAUAACGGAAAGGGAAACUGAUUAGCGAAUAGCGCUCGCUUCGUAUAAUCUAGUCACGACAGUGCCAUCGGUUGCUUUUUAAAACUAUAUUUGCUAGCGUUCAAAUAUGAUUAAAGCAGUAAAUAUCCAGCUAUAAGCCUGGAAGAAUUUGAUAAAAUAAAAACAUGUGUAGUCAUUUUCAUUAGAGAACAUUUUCGUGUGACGUAUGGCUAGUGUAUAAAAUGGAAUACAUCCAGUACCAAAGCAUCACUCUUCUCUUUGAGACAGCCCUGAAUUCAGCUUCAAAUUUUCUCAACGCUCAGUUGUGGAGAUUCGUAAUUUCAAAGAAAAUUUCUAUUUUUGCUUGUUUCUCAUCCAUUUUCAACAUGGAUUGGAUGUUCUCAAAUGGAGGCGCUCCAUCUUACGUCCUCAUUCCCUUGGGGACAUCAUACAACAACCAAUACUACACCAACGACCAAUGCACGACCAACCUCGAAGAUCUUGUAACGCAGUUGCAAUCCGAUGAUCCCAAAAAUCAUUCACGUCGGCUUGGUCUUGGCUUCGUCGACAUUAUCAAUAAGGACCUGAAGCCUAUGCUGAUAUGUUGCUAUAGAAAAGAACCUGCAAUGUUUCGUUCAGCAGUCAAACUCUUGGUUGGCAUAACUACGCCUAUUCGCUGCCUCACUUUCAUAGAAACACCCAGUCAAAGAAUCCAUGCAUCGGAUAUUAUCUGUCAGUUGAGGCAACUUCUUUACAGGGCCAAAGAAUCCUUCCUCGACGCCAGGAGCACUAGAGCUAUUAUCGCUCAUGUCGAGAUUCUUUUGGAACAUAAACAGUUAACGCCGGAAAAAACAGAGUCCAUAAAUUUAUGCUUGACACUGCUUCGAAACAUUCUGCACAUUCCGGAACGCCCGUCGGUACGCCCUCCGCACAUGUUGCUGUCAUCCCCUCGGAGUGUCAUUGAUCACACGUCGGACAACUCGCAGCAAAGUCAAAUUGUGUGUAACCUCCUUGCUCAAGGAUUGGGACCGCUUCUCCUGAAUUUAUUAGUCUGCCCACAGAGGGAAGAAUUGGUGGGGACAAUCACACAGGUGAUCGCUGUCCUUUUUAAAUGUCGAUCUGCCGAAACUAUACGUAACCGAUUAGGCGCCGGCCGCACUGUGAUGGAUAGCGUUAUCUCUGUAUUAUUCGAGGAAGACGACGACGACGCUGUUUCCAAGCGUCUAGAAAUAUUUGUCAUGGAUUUUAUGCCAAAAGGUUACAACACACUUGUAGGCACCUUACAUGACCAAUUGCUUCAACACGACUUGCCAAUUGAUGAAGCCCAAUUUUUCUGGCUCAUCACCUAUUUUGGUGGUUUCGCACCACUUCUGAAACUGGACAUAAAUCACGUCAAAGAUGUGAUGAAUAUUGAAAUUCUAUCUUACUUAACAUGGGGAGUCAUUCAUGAAACCGAAAUUUUGGACAAAAACUAUUUCCGUGAAGUGAACCUAGAAUCCUCUGUACGUCGAUUGCAUCGAGGUGUCACGGCCAUCCGACAAUUUUUGCAGGUCUUGGAGAUGUAUUCCAAAGGUGUCUGUUGGACAAGUCAGCAAGUUGAGAGCGAUGAUUCGCAAGGUUGUGAAACGUACAUUCGUCAACUUCACAGUUUCUUGCCAGUAAUGAAGGAUCUCCACCGAGCUUUUUUAGUACUCUUGCGGCAAUAUAAUCCCAACGUUCAGAAUCGACAGUACCUCCGUGAUGUAAUUGCAUCAAAUCACCUUCUACUGGUUACCCUUGAGCGAGCCGCUGGUGUUCCGGCAUACGGUGGGCGUAGUGUUGAUUUAAAAGAACAUCUGAAACAGUUCUGCACUCCCACGAUCGUGGCUAAAUACGCGAUCGCUCUUAGUGAUUUUAGAACCAAUGACAUUGUCGUUAAUCAUUCCAUUUUUCAGUUUUUGCAUCAUGUCAAUGGUGAUCUCGGUAGAAUUGACCUUUUGUUAGACCCAGUUAUUGUGCGUCCAUUCGUCAAAAUAUGUGAGGAACAAUUUAAAAUUUGCGAAACAUGGCAUAGCAUGAUUCAAUGUGUGGUGCAGACGUUUAUACGUAAUCAAUUGAGUCGCGGUCAUCAGAGGACGGGCGCAACGAGUAGAUUGUCAGAGUCAGACCAAGUGAACCCAUCAUCAUCAGCGGAGCCUCAUCAUGUCGCUAGUAAUCCCUAUCCCGUCUUUCGUCAACCACGAACAAAUAUUGAAACACUCCUCGUUCAACUGAAGAAUUCAGGAUUCCAGAGACAGCUGGACUGGAUUCAAUAUUCUUUAUUGACGACUUGCUCAGCUCAACUGGGUACUUAUGAUGGCCAGAAUUUCUGUAAUCCCAUUGCUUGUCUGAGUCGCAGAAAGAAAAUAUCUUGUCCUAUAGUUCCGUGGACCGAAGAUGAGGCAUCCGCUCUCCGCUCGGAAAUUUUCGUUUGUCUUUUGCAGCAGUUAGGUCUUCUGCCAUCGGCCUUUCAUGACCAGGGGUUUUAUCCUUGUAUUCCUUACAAUUGGUCUCCAGACACUGUGUUUAGAGUAGCUCUCAUUUUCAGUCCCAUUGAGCAAACAAUGGUGGAUUUUGAUCUUUCCCUCGUCAUCAACAACACAACUGAGCAGCAGAGAAAUAAUCCCUGCCCACCUUGAAGUAAUCUACAAUACUUUCGAAAAAGUAAAAAGUAUCGCGUUAAGGCAAAAGUUGUUGAUUCAAUAUAAUACUAUGCCGAUAGAAGAUAUAUUUUUGAAAGAAGCAAAACUUUGUGGUGAUUAUGGUUGUAUAUAUAGUAGUCUUAUUUCCAUCAGAUUAUAUAGCAAAUAUCUGUCAACAGAAUACUAAAUAAGUUCAUCAUAAAACUGUGUUGGCGUCCAAAAUCUUCUGUUGUAUCUGUGACUGUGUUUGUGGCUAAUGGCUAUAUAUAAGCUAUACAUUUUCAUAUACAGUGAUGCCACUGUCUAUCAAUUUACUACUUAAUCAUUUUCUCCAGCUGUCGAAUAGCCGAAAUAUAAAUGCACACUGAAAAGUGUAAUCCUC
Daphnia pulex (common water flea) is the source of this 4620-nucleotide messenger RNA. RefSeq names its product protein timeless-like. The transcript has 9 exons. Lineage: Eukaryota; Metazoa; Arthropoda; Branchiopoda; Diplostraca; Daphniidae. Gene Ontology annotation, molecular function: DNA binding. The record is from RefSeq and is a predicted model, not a curated record. Gene Ontology annotation, cellular component: replication fork protection complex. Gene Ontology annotation, biological process: DNA replication checkpoint signaling; replication fork arrest; DNA repair. Bases 1821 to 4235 code for a protein of 804 amino acids.